Messenger RNA from Lachancea nothofagi CBS 11611, 309 nucleotides. NCBI's taxonomy places the organism in Eukaryota, Fungi, Ascomycota, Saccharomycetes, Saccharomycetales, Saccharomycetaceae. The record is from the annotation of a GenBank genome assembly.
AUGAAUUACGCUGCUGAAGAUCUGCUUCGCCAGAUUCCUUUGCACAAUGCACAUAGCUCGUAUCUCCCGCAGGCAUUGCGAAAAUUAGAACUGUCACCCAUAACUUUGCCGGAACCGACAGUUGCGGACCAGCAUUUGCAAGCUUGGAUAGAAGAGUGUGAUCAGCUACUACAAGCAAUUGAAACUCGGCAGCAUCAGACUGUUCAAUUCGAUACGUGGUUUGAGGAAACGUGUUUGUCUAAACGGCCGCCGGGAAUGACGACUGGAGGUGUGCUUUCCCCAGGCAAGCCCAAGCGGGACGGACAGUGA